Jaculus jaculus (lesser Egyptian jerboa) is the source of this 603-nucleotide messenger RNA. RefSeq names its product musculoskeletal, embryonic nuclear protein 1 (gene Mustn1). Gene Ontology annotation, cellular component: nucleus. Gene Ontology annotation, biological process: chondrocyte proliferation; tissue regeneration; chondrocyte differentiation. The transcript is spliced from 3 exons. Lineage: Eukaryota; Metazoa; Chordata; Mammalia; Rodentia; Dipodidae. Bases 184 to 432 code for a protein of 82 amino acids. The record is from RefSeq and is a predicted model, not a curated record.
CUCUGCAGCUAGUGGCUGCGUGGACCUAAAUCAUCCGGGAGCUGCCAAAGGAAGGGAGUGACUUCCCAGGACAGGAAACAAUCAAGCUAUGUAAGCUCCCAAGGGCCGGGCUCUACACAGAUCUCUGCUUGUAGCUCCUGCCUGCCAGAGAGGUGCCUGUGAAGCACUUGCUCAGCACCCACCAUGUCCCAGGCUGAUGCUCAUGAAGCUUCCAUCAAGAUGAAGCAGCCCCCCGUGAAGGAGGAAGACUUGAAGGAGGCCCAUGGGAACCUAGCCAAGAGCCAGGCCAUCAAGUCCAAGACCUACCAGGUCAUGCACGAGUGUGAGCAAGCUGGCAAGGCUGCGCCAUCCGUGUUCAGUCGCAACCGCACAGGCACAGAGACGGCCUUCGAGAAGCCCAAAGACAAACCUGCCAAGAGUGUCUUGGGCUGAGAAGCGCACACUUUGCCACCUCAAAUGCCUGGACGCAAGAGUCUUCCCCAUGCACUCUUUGUUUUUAAAGCCAGAACGUGCCUCUUUCCCCCUGUUGUCUCCCCUCCCCAAAGCCCCGGCCCUUCUAUAGCACCUUGGAAACACCAAUAAAGACGUGUCUAAGUGACCCCA